Messenger RNA from Tigriopus californicus, 1491 nucleotides. Its product is annotated as protein lozenge-like. NCBI's taxonomy places the organism in Eukaryota, Metazoa, Arthropoda, Copepoda, Harpacticoida, Harpacticidae. The coding region runs from base 238 to 1152 and encodes 304 amino acids. Gene Ontology annotation, cellular component: nucleus. The transcript has a single exon. The record is from RefSeq and is a predicted model, not a curated record. Gene Ontology annotation, biological process: regulation of DNA-templated transcription. Gene Ontology annotation, molecular function: DNA-binding transcription factor activity, RNA polymerase II-specific; RNA polymerase II cis-regulatory region sequence-specific DNA binding; ATP binding.
GCAAGCAAGGCAAGCAAGGCAAGUAAGAGGAGCCCAGAAUUCUAGUGAAGCUCCCCGUCGUCGUGGUGAGCCCGUGAAUUGGCCUCUCUGAUUGUGGGCUGUGGGCACUGGGGAGUUGGCCAUCAUUCCUGGUCAAUUUGUUGGUCCAUCGCCGGACAGCCGGAAUCUUUGGGCCCACCUCGGGUCAUUCAUUCAUUGACGCUCCCCUUUUCUGGCGCUGGAAACGCCGAGCCGGAUAUGGCGGGUGGCGAGAUGAUGGUGCAAGACCACUUGCUCCAAGACUUCCUGGGCGGCGGCGGCGGAGGCGGGGCUGGAGGCGGUGAUCAAGGCGAGUUGGUGCAGACGGGUUCGCCGUGCAUCCUGUGUUCGCCGUUGCCCAACCAUUGGCGGUCGAACAAGUCGCUGCCGGUGGCGUUCAAGGUGUUCUCCUUUCAAGAAGUGCCGGAUGGCACCUUGGUCACGAUUCGCGCAGGCAACGACGACAACUACUGCGGCGAGCUUCGCAAUCACACGGCCAUCAUGAAGAACCAAGUGGCCAAGUUCAGCGACCUGCGAUUCGUGGGGCGAAGCGGCCGCGGGAAGAGUUUCACCGUCACUAUCACCGUCAAUGCCCACCCCAAUCUCGUGGCCACCUACAACAAGGCCAUCAAGGUCACGGUGGAUGGACCGCGAGAGCCACGCACCAAGUCCCGCAUCUUCCCCGGUCUCUUCGGUCCGGUGGGUCUCUUCCAAGGCCAUUGGAUGGACCCGUCCUACUUGCAUCAUUGGGACUUUAUCUUGCGCGGCGAGGCCAGUGGAGCUACCUCGCCCAAAUUGCCUCAUCUCAGUGGUCUGUUCAAGCCCAACUUGGAAGCCCCGCUCAGCUCCAAUUUCUUGGGACUGAACCGUGGGCUGCAACAACACCUCCUGUCUAUGGCCUCGGGUCCGAAUUCGGGAGCCCACCAUGACCGCGAGGCUGCCUUGGACGCCACCCUAGAGGAUGGCGCCGAGUCGGACAAGGUGGGCAAGACUGACGAAAGUCCCUCGCCGUCUUCUUCAUCCAGCCAACUCUCCACCUCGGGCUCGGCCUUCAAGCAGGUCAAACCAAUGCCUCCCCACCGGUCUUCCUCGUCGUCCGAAAAGCGGACCAAGCAUGUCUGGCGUCCGUACUAAAGGCCGUAUCCCCCGAUGUUUGGAUGCAGCACCAGUACGAUCUCAAUUGAUGAGUGGAUGGAUGGAUGGCCCAGAAUGAACUUCCGCUCUCGAAGACCACGCGCGCCUUCAUCCAUCUCUCCGAAUCCCGAAUCUCCCACCUCGUUUAGAUUGCCUAACCUUGACAAUGCAGUAUAUAGUAUAUAUAUAUAUGUAAACGUAUAUACGUGUCGAUAUGUCCGUAUCCAACCGUCGGGUCGACUCCAACCAACCUUACGUUGUUUCUCUUGUCACAAUGCAUUGAUGUACCAUCUAGUGGACUAUUUCUUAGAAUAAAAAGUCCUACCAACCAUUAAAUAA